AUGACUUCAACCAAAGAGGUGUCUCAGCAUCAACCUAUCCUUGUUGGAACCUGGCUUCAACGAAUAGAACAACUACGGGAAUUCCAUCUACCUAUUAUCCAGAAGCGUAGUGAGGAGCCUGUUGAGCCGGAUCACUAUGUAGUAUGUGAUAAUAUUACUCUUCAGGAGUAUCUUGACUACGAUCGUACUGAUCUGAAGGAGCUUCUUUGGUUCCAUAAUGGAGAGGUCCUCAUAUAUGAGUUGUCCAGAAUUUCACCUAUUCAUGAAGUUAUCAACACUUGGACUUUCUCAAGAUUUGUGCUUCAGCUUCCUGAGGAAUCAUACGAUGGAACGGGAUCAAUGACCCAGGUCCUAGGCCAAAGUGGAGCACAGGCCGAUAGUUCCAUUACCCCUUCUGGACGACCUAGACCUGUGCCAGAGGGAGGUCUCUCUGCUAAUGGAACAUUUCCAUUCCCUACAGUUAUUAUCGAAGUGGGAGUUUCUCAAACGGUAGCCUCACUCCAUCAAAAAGCAAAGCGCUACCUCUCCAAUACCACCGAUAUCCAGGUUGUAGUUUGUAUCAAGAUCUUUCCUCCGAAGUCUGACGACGGCACUUUCAAAGCGUUGGCACUAUUGUAUCGAAGAUCAGUUAGCACCCAGACCCCAGUCCAAGUCAUUUCUUUUGGAACGAUCCCUUUCGAUCUUCCCAUGGUCUAUAUCAUUCAAGGACUCGGCCCAACCACCGGCAACACUCUGGCAGUCAAUACACCUCCUACGGUCCCCAAUGAUCCACUAUACCUCCUACGCAUUCCUUUGGCCGAUAUCUACAAUGGAGAUGCCAAUGGAGUCCCUGGCAACCCUGUCGAUGUAAUAAUCGACCUCUUCCAUUUGAUGACUAAGAUUGCCACCAAUUGGGUUUGA
Molecule: messenger RNA, 900 nt
Organism: Acytostelium subglobosum LB1
Lineage: Eukaryota; Evosea; Eumycetozoa; Acytosteliales; Acytosteliaceae
Exons: 2
Coding region: 1-900 (299 amino acids)
Source: RefSeq, a predicted model, not a curated record